CGGGCGCAGCGGUCGCGGCAGCCAGCGGGCCUCAGGCCGCGAGCCCCGGGGCUGCGGCGCGGGCCGCCAGCAGCCGCAACGCUGCGCGGGCGAGCAAGCGGGAGAUGCCGAAGCUGCGCGGGGAAGCAUUCUGGAGGGAGACGCUGCGGAGCGCCCACUACGUGGUGGCGCCCAUGGUGGACCAGAGCGAGCUGGCCUGGAGGCUGCUAAGCCGCCGCCACGGCGCCCAGCUCUGCUACACACCGAUGCUGCACGCCCAGGUCUUCCUCAGGGACGCCAACUACCGCCGCGAGAACCUCUACGACGAGGCCUGUCCCGAGGACCGCCCGCUCAUCGUGCAGUUCUGUGCCAAUGAUCCUGAAGUGUUUGUCCAAGCAGCACUGUUGGCUCAGGAUUACUGUGAUGCCAUAGACCUAAAUUUGGGUUGCCCCCAAAUGAUUGCAAAGAGAGGUCACUAUGGAGCAUUUCUGCAAGAGGAGUGGGAUCUUCUUCAGAGAAUGAUUUUACUGGCUAACGAGAAGCUCUCUGUUCCCAUCACAUGCAAAAUCCGCGUUUUCCCAGACAUUGACAAGACAGUGAAGUAUGCACAGAUGCUGGAGAAAGCUGGCUGCCAGCUGCUGACUGUGCAUGGCCGUACUAAAGAACAGAAAGGACCACUGGCUGGUGUGGCAUCUUGGGAGCACAUUCAAGCUGUAAGAAAAGCUGUAAACAUUCCUGUAUUUGCAAAUGGAAACAUCCAGUGUCUCAGCGAUGUGGAAGAAUGCAUCCGUAAGACAGGAGUACAUGGUGUCAUGAGUGCAGAAGGUAAUCUUCAUAACCCAGCUUUGUUUGAGGGCCGGAACCCAUUGGUGUGGGAGAUGGCUGAGGAGUACCUGGAGAUCGUGCGGAAGUACCCUUGUCCAUUGUCUUAUGUUAGGGCUCAUCUCUUCAAGCUCUGGCAUCACACGCUUCAAGUUUACCAGCAACUGCGUGAAGAAUUAGCAAAAGUGAAGACUCUAGAGGGCAUUGUAGAUGUCAACAGGGAGCUGAAACUGCGAUGCCAGGUACCAGGAUGGGCCCUAAUCUCCCAGAACAGCACUGCCUGCACUUGGUGGGAAUGUGCCAAGAAGACUGACUGUAACUCUAUGCUGCAGGAAGAAAUAGCUAAUCAGAAAGAAGGAGAAAAGCCAAAACAAGGGUUGCCUUUUUUCCACUGGAUCUGUCAGCCAUACAUCAGGCCAGGGCCAAAGGAGAGAUGCAGGGAGAAUGGAGAUAGUGGAACUGAAAAAGGUGUGCGAGGAAAACGUGCUCUGGAAGAAGAGGAAGAUGGAAAUUCUGAGCUUCUGUCAAAGAAUAAACAAAAAAAGAAGUUACGAAAUCCAAAUAAAAGCUUUGAUCCAUCUUUAAAACCCAAGUAUGCAAAAUGUGAUCAGUGUGGAAACCCUAAGGGCACUAAAUGUGUGUUUAACAUGUGCCGAGGAUGCUGUAAGAAAAGAGCAUUCAAGGAGGUAGCAGAUUGCCCAGGUCAUGGAUUACUUUUUAAGACCAAGUAUGAAAAAUCCCUUCCAUGGCAGCACAGUCAAAGAGGAAUUCAGACGCCAGAGAUCAGUCAGAGAGGAGAUGCAGAGGUAGGGGAGACAGCAGUGCUGAAGGAGGCUGGUGACAGUACAGGGUGAAGCUUUGGAAAUGAAACAGUCCAAGAGCUCCUGCCAGACCACUAUACUACUUCCCUGGGCCAAAGAAUGUGUCAUCUCCAGCUCACUGUCAGCUGUGUGAACUUCUUCCACAUAAUUAAGUUCUGGAAAAGUUUUAUUUAAGUAAAAAACUGCUUACUCAGGGAAUUAUCCUGCAUUUGAAAUAAAAGAGAUUGAAUUAAA
Haemorhous mexicanus (house finch) is the source of this 1856-nucleotide messenger RNA. RefSeq names its product dihydrouridine synthase 1 like (gene DUS1L). The record is from RefSeq and is a predicted model, not a curated record. The coding region runs from base 105 to 1655 and encodes 516 amino acids. Gene Ontology annotation, molecular function: flavin adenine dinucleotide binding; tRNA dihydrouridine synthase activity. Gene Ontology annotation, biological process: tRNA processing. The transcript has 13 exons. NCBI's taxonomy places the organism in Eukaryota, Metazoa, Chordata, Aves, Passeriformes, Fringillidae.